This is a messenger RNA of Aspergillus steynii IBT 23096, 726 nucleotides long. RefSeq names its product alpha/beta hydrolase. Bases 1 to 726 code for a protein of 241 amino acids. The record is from RefSeq and is a predicted model, not a curated record. Lineage: Eukaryota; Fungi; Ascomycota; Eurotiomycetes; Eurotiales; Aspergillaceae. The transcript is spliced from 2 exons.
AUGCCCUCUUCUCUAUCUCCGCCCACUAUCUUGCUGAUCCACGGCGCCUGGCAUUAUCCCAGCCUCUACGCCCCAUUCUGCAAGUCCCUAGAGGCUUUGGGCUACGAAGUCAUCUGUCCCCGGCUCCCCAGCUGCAACGAUGCCGUGCCGCCGACAAAAUUCCUGCAUGACGACGUCGGGCUGAUCCGCGACACGGCACAAGCCCUUCUUGAUGAGGGUAAGCGUGUCGUCGCAGUCAUGCACUCGUACGGUGGAAUGGUGGGCACCGACGCUUUACAGGGUCUGCCUCUUCAGCACCUAAUCUACAUGACUGCGUUUGUGCCUCCUAGCGGGAGCAGCCUAGCAGGGAUGUUUGGGGGAACGCUGCCGCCGUUCAUUACGAUCGAUGAAGAGAGAGCCAUUCUUAAAGUCCUCGACCCAGCUCCUGUUUUCUUCAACGAUGUCCCCGCCGCAGAAGCCGCAGACUGCGCAGGCCGCCUCGUCGUGCACCCCAAAUCCACGCAAUUCGAUCCCAUCUCGCACGAAGCGUACCGCGACAUCCCAUCGACCUAUAUCAUCUGCGAUAAAGACGAGGCGAUCCCUCCCAUGAUCCAGGAGCUGAUGAUCUCAAAUGUCAAGAAAGCUGGUGUGGAAAUGGCCGCCGAGAGACUAGAUGCCAGCCACAGCCCGUUUCUCAGUGUUCCCGACAAGACGGCCGAAUUGGUGCGCAGAAUUGUUUCGAAAUAG